AUUCAGUUUCUCAACGUAGCUGUACACACACACUCUGUUCUCCCUGCAAGAGGACAAGAUCUGUUAGAAUGGACUGGCGUCUGCCUAUUUUGACCUACGUGGUCGCUGUCUCGAUUCAGUCUCAUGGCUUCAACAUUGAAACGGAGAACAGCAAAGUAAUCAAGGAGAAUGCAGAGUGGUUCGGACACAAAGUCUUACAGCACUCCUCAGGAAUUAUUGUGAGCGCUCCCCUUGAGAAGAACAGAAAUCUCUUCAAAUGCAGCUAUGCCAGCGGCUCCUGUUCUCUGAUUAAUAUUGACGGAAUAUCUCCAACAGAGAAUUCGGGAAUGGGGAUGUCAAUGACAAUUAGCCAAACAUCGAACCAGCUUUAGGCUUGCGCCCCACACUUCGCGCACCCUUGUGGUAAAAACAUGUAUGUCAACGGGGUGUGCUACAAAUUCGAAGACGGUUCCCUCACCCCCACCUCGCAGAACAUCACCCCAGGAUACCAAGAAUGCACUUCCAAGGGGAUCGACAUCGUGUUCCUGAUCGACGGCUCAGGAAGUAUCAGAAACACUGAUUUUAUAACAAUGAAAAACUUCAUGGUGACAAUUAUCAACAACUUCAAAAACAAAAACACCAACUUUGCUGUGGUCCAGUUUUCUCAGUUGGUCAAGCUGGAAUUUGACUUCAACCAGUAUCUUUCAGCUGCUAAUCAAGAGAUGUCUAUAAAGUCUAUACGUCAAUUAGGGGGAGGAACCCCAACUCCAUCUGGGAUCAAAUAUGUAGCUGACAAUGUCUUUGUGGCCAGCGCUGGUACAAGGAGUGACGCAACCCGAAUACUGCUCACCAUUACUGACGGCGAAUCAAAUGACAAGACAACAUCUUUCCGUGAAGCCAUAUUGGCAGCCAACAAAAAGAACAUUAUCCGCUAUGCGAUUGGGGUGGGCAGAGCCUUUGACAAGGAUGCUGCCCAUGCAGAGCUAAAAACCAUCGCCUCCUCCAAUGACCUGGUCUUCAAAGUUGGCAACUUUGAUGCUUUGAAUGGGAUUCAGAACCAGCUGGAAGAGAAAAUCUUUGCCAUCGAGGGUACACAGAAGGACUUGUCAGUGAGUUCUUUCCAGCAGGAGAUGUCCCAGGGGGGGUUCAGCACUCUCUUCAACUCUGAUGGAAGAGCUGUUUUUGGAGCAGUCGGCGCGUUUGAUUGGUCAGGCGGGUUUUUCAGCGAAGGAGGGGCGGAUCUUCAGUUUUUUAAUAUGUCUAUCAAGAACAGAGACAUGAAAGAUUCGUACAUGGGGUACACGAUGGAGUUGUAUGUAGUUAGCCGCAGUCUGGGACUCUAUAUCGUGGGAGCCCCACGCUACCAGCACAGAGGAAGGAUCGUUGUCUUUGUGGAACGGGCUUCAAAUCACAAACAGAUUAUUGAGGGAACACAGGUCGGUUCGUAUUUCGGAUCUGUGCUUUGCUCCGUCGAUUUCAAUAAAGACGACGCUAGCGAUGUCUUGCUGGUUGGCGCCCCGAUGUAUCACAGCCCAAAUCGCGGUGGUCUUGUGCUCAUGUACACCUUCGACACCGCAAAAAAGCAGUUUGUUCUGGCUGGUCAGUUGAAAGGGAUCAACGGACAGCCCUAUUCCAGAUUCGGGGCGUCGAUCUCGGAAGUGGCUGAUCUCAAUGGAGACAAAUUCAUGGACCUAGCUGUGGGGGCCCCGUUGGAAAAUAACAACCAGGGCAGCGUUUACAUCUUUAAUGGGGGCACCAGCUUGCCGAUCACCUUCAGUCAGAGAAUCGAAGCUGCUCAGAUCUCCAGCGGGCUGCAGUAUUUUGGUCACUCACUCCACGGGGUGAUGGACAUGAGUGGAGACAGUCUCCCCGACCUUGUUGUGGGGUCCCUCGGCAGCGUCCUGGUUCUCAGGUCCAGACCUGUGGUUCUUGUUGAAACCAAAAUUACUUACACACCAGAUAUCAUUAAGAUGGAUAACAUUGACUGCAGCAUCUCAAGGCAAAUCAAACUCACAGUGUGCUUUACAAUGAAAAAAACAACAAGUGACCAGCUAGGCAUUGGAUCUUCUUUGAUCACCUACAACUUAGUUCUGGAUUCAGUGAGGACGCAAUUUAGAGCAUACUUCAAAUCCAAGGAACGAAAUCUUACUGAAACAAUCAACACCAACAGCAAUUUCAAAUGCAGGAAUCACACCAUGACUAUUCCUGAGUGUCCCGAGGAUUCUUUGAACAGCAUCGGAAACGAAGUGAAUUUUCAUUUCAGUGGUUUGCCUCUUAGCCGUUCCAAUGGAUUGAAACCCAUCUUGGACCCGGACAGUUUGACAAAACUCUUCUUUCCGCUGAAUUUUGAAAGAAACUGCGGGACAGACAACAAAUGCAUCGACCACCUGAAGCUUUCAUUCAAUUUCUCAGGGGCUCAUGAGCUGCAGGUGGGAAUAUCUCCAGUGCUCAACCUCACUGUGUCCAUCGAAAAUGUGGAAGAGGAUUCGUACAACACUGUGGUUCAAUUCACCUUCCCCUCGGGGCUGUCCUAUCGACGUGUCUCCCUGCUACAGCCUGACAGGAGAGUGACAGUGAGCUGUGAAGCAACUCCAGGAAAAGAAGGAGAAACGACAAGGAUGAGUUCCUGUUCGAUAAACAAACCCAUCUUCAAACAGGGAGCCAAGGCUGUUUUUGUUGCCACAUUUGAUGUUGACGCAGCGAGCCAGCUGAACACAACUAUGAAAAUAUCUGCCAAGGCAACCAGUGAGAAUGACGAGCACAUCACCAAAGACAGCGUCCACAGUGAAGAAAUACCUGUCAAAUUUGCCGUCAACAUUCAAGUCAGAAAGGUAGAGGACUCUACAAACUACGUCAAUUUCUCAGUGGGAAAAAACGACAUGAAGAAAUUUGUGGAGCAUCGCUUUGAGGUGGAGAAUUUCGGCUUGAGAGAAAUCCCAGUGACGGUGACGAUCAAAAUCCCAGUUGAACUGGGAGGAAAACCGAUCUGGAGUGAUCAGAACACGCUGAAGAUUCCUCAUUGCACUGUCUCAGAGGAGAGACCUGACUCUAAUGUGGACUUCAUAGCGAGCUUUAAAAAAGACCAAACUUUGGACUGCAGUGUAGCGAAGUGUAGGGUGUUCACCUGUCAGAUUGCCAAACUGGAAACCAGGAAGAAAGUUUCAUUCAACGUCAGUGGAGAAGUGAAAUCAGACUGGAUCGAACAGAGUCAGCAGAGGAGAGUGAAUCUGCUCAGCGUUGCCUCGCUGGGAUACGAUCAGAGCCAGUUCAUCCACAUCUUCACCAAGUCAGAGAAGAGCUACACCCAGACCACAGCUGUCACCCGUAUUGAGCUCUACGAGGAGUAUAACAUCCUCCCCGUGGUGAUCGGGAGCAGCGUGGGGGGGCUGGUGCUGCUGGCACUCAUCACGGCGGGGCUAUCCCAGGCUGGUUUCUUCAAGAGGCAGUACAAGGAUCUCAUGAAAGAGGGCAAAGAUGAUGGAGGGGUCAAGGGAGAGGAGGAGGGGGCCCCUACUACACCCGUGGAAUGAGUGGAGGAGUCUGAAA
This is a messenger RNA of Polyodon spathula (Mississippi paddlefish), 3525 nucleotides long. RefSeq names its product integrin alpha-X-like. The record is from RefSeq and is a predicted model, not a curated record. Bases 411 to 3509 code for a protein of 1032 amino acids. The transcript is spliced from 30 exons. Gene Ontology annotation, cellular component: external side of plasma membrane; integrin complex. Gene Ontology annotation, molecular function: integrin binding. Lineage: Eukaryota; Metazoa; Chordata; Actinopteri; Acipenseriformes; Polyodontidae. Gene Ontology annotation, biological process: cell adhesion mediated by integrin; integrin-mediated signaling pathway; cell-matrix adhesion.